Molecule: messenger RNA, 1807 nt
Organism: Paecilomyces variotii
Lineage: Eukaryota; Fungi; Ascomycota; Eurotiomycetes; Eurotiales; Thermoascaceae
Exons: 1
Coding region: 82-1737 (551 amino acids)
Source: RefSeq, a predicted model, not a curated record
CACCAAUCACCGUCAACUCUGGCCAACUCGUCAACGGCACCCUUCCUCCCAUCGCCGCAAACGGAAAACAAAGCCAUCAAGAUGUUCGCCCCAUCCUUCGACCAAUCUUUCAAUGAUAUAUUCAAUGAAUACGUCAACAUGGACUCGACUGGUGACGGCAACAAAGAAGUACCAUUCACCUCAAGUGAUAUCGAGCAACUCUUCCCCUCGGCCUCCUUUUCAAGUGACUGUGGCGAUCUAUCACCUAUUGGCUCUUCUUCAAGGCAACCCCCUCUCUCACCCCAGCCCUGGAGCAAAGGGCUCUGGUGUAUGCAGGACGACGGACUUUCCUCUGUCGACCAACGAACCUUCAGCUUCCAUGAUACCAUACAUCCAUCCGCGAUCUCAGAUCUUAGCCUGAACCUCGAAUCCUCGUCCCGCCCUGCAGAAGCUCCCGGGCUAAUCUCCACAUCUCCAUCUACCCCUCCGGCUACGCCGAGCCGAAAACCUUCUAAGAGCGCUAUAAUAACUCCAAAGACCAUCCGCCGCCGCGAGACGAAUGAUCGUCGUGCCUUACUGCGCAAGCACAGUUUCUCUCCAAGCUUGAUGCGCUCUUCGCAUAUGCAGAAGACGAAGAUGGCGUACCCAGAGGCCUGGGCUCAGAGGCUGCAGAACUACCACUUCCGCAACUCAGAUGAGCGUCUUCCUCUCUCGCCACCACCAUCCGACAUUCUUGUCCAGCACGAGACUAUGCAGCCUGACAACCACGCGCAGAUGCACAUGUCGAGCAGCGCUCCCUCCGGUGGCUUGAUGAGAGAUUCGGCAGAAAUGCCAACCAACUACGAUUCAAACAUGUUUCAUCAGGCAUCGGCGAUGUCUAUCCCUCAGCGCCAGAGAUAUCUAAGCCAUCACGGCUCUAUUGCCAUGUCUGCCUCUAGUACCCCCUCCGCCGAUGAGAUCUUCCACUCCCCGCAUUCUUCGGAGCCCCAGCCGAUGCCUUCAUGGCACGCAGAUGCCCUUAACACUCCCUCCAUGCCCUUCACCCCUGAUCUUCAGAGUCAUGAUCCGCAGGCCUGGUGGUCGCCGAUGGCCUCGCGAGUCGCGCCAGCCACUCAAGGACAGGCUCAGAACCCGUACCUGGUAUCACCGCUCCCGCAUCGACCGACUCAGAACACGAAUCACAGUGAUCUGUUGCAGGGCGGUCUAAUGAUUAAUUUCGAUCCGUCGUUCGAUAUGUCGGCUCCAGAAUCAUCCUUCUCUUCCUCUACCUUACAGUCUGCGGGCCAAGACCGAUCCUAUGCUCACGUGCCGGGGCCCCAGCAACCGUUCGCCAAGAACUCUCCUUUCACGACUCCUCGUGGCGUCCACGCUACUCAGUCGUCUCCACGAUCGCCCUCUGUCUCCCCGACUACGUCUCCGAAGUCAGGGGCAGCUGCACGUACCGGAACCAACAUGAAGGCUGGCCACCGUCGCAACCACAGCCGCAAACUUUCAUCCCAAUCGGCGAGCGCGCCGAAGCCAGUCAAGGCUGGAAGCCCUAACGGUGCAAACAAGACAGUUAGCGUCUCAUUCGUCAACUUUACACCAAAUGACAGCAGGAAAAUCCUGACUGGAGUGGCCCCCAGUGGCAGCUCUAAGACGAAGGCUCGGAGAGAGCAGGAGGCCCGCGACAAGCGGCGCAAGCUGAGUGAAGCUGCCCUGAUGGCAGUGAAGAGAGCUGGUGGAGAUGUGGAAGCACUAGAGGCUGUACUAUGUUAAAGGGAAAUUUCCGGGCUAUAAUUGUACUAUUUGGGUGCGGUGUUUUUGCGAAGCGGAUAUAUUACAUCCG